CUCCCACCCUUAUCUGCUCCUAUCUGUCACUUCCCCAUCUCUCUCUCACGAAUUGUCCAUGGCUUCUUUAACUUCCACUCUCGCCCUCGCCGCCUCUCCCCCUGCCCUCCGCCCUUCGUCCCUAGGGUUCCAUUCCCUUUCUUUGACCUCCGGCCUUCGAUCCCUCCGGUUCCGUUCGGCUGGCCGGAACCCCCCGCGGCCGCUCUUCAUCCGAGCACAAACCCUAGAUUUCUCGGGCUCUUUCUUCGAGGAAGGGGGAGAUGAGGAGGGGGAUGGGCCCUCCGGCCCCUCGGCUGCCGCCGCUGCCAUGGCGCUGGAGGACAAGGAAGAGCCACAGUGCCCGCCGGGCCUUCGCCAGUAUGAGACCAUGGCCGUGCUCCGGCCAGAUAUGACCGAGGACGAGCGCCUCGCCCUCAUCCAGAGAUACGAGGAGUUGCUUGUUGCAGGGGGUGGCAUGUAUGUGGAGGUAUUUAAUCGCGGAGUGAUCCCACUUGCGUACAGCAUAAAGAAAAAGAACAAGGCGGGAGAGAGCAACACAUACUUAGAUGGCAUAUACCUCCUCUUCACUUAUUUCACCAAACCAGAAUCCAUGGCUGUGCUGGAGUCCCGGCUCAAGGCUGAUGAUGAUGUCAUCCGGUCAUCAACCUUCAAGAUACGCAAACGGAAAAAUUAGAAUCUAUUUUCACAUGAGGGAAAAUGGAAAGAAAAAGAAAAAGGGUUAAUAUGUUGUACCGAUGUAAGCCAUGUUUCUUUUCAAAAUUUUGACUAAUGCCAAUGAAGUCUGGAGCUAAUGCACCAACCUUUUAUGUGCAUCCUUCGGCUGUAGUGAUAUUUGUACAUAUUUGUCGGCUGGGUCAAACAAUUUAGAGUUUAUUAGGACUAUAUGAUUUCUUCAAUGAGUAUGCCGAACUGUCAUGCUCAGGCAGCCGUGCUAUUGUUGUGGAUUGGUGUUAAUGGCGUCGGUUCUGUUCCUUCA
Elaeis guineensis (African oil palm) is the source of this 976-nucleotide messenger RNA. RefSeq names its product small ribosomal subunit protein bS6c. Gene Ontology annotation, molecular function: structural constituent of ribosome; small ribosomal subunit rRNA binding. The record is from RefSeq and is a predicted model, not a curated record. Lineage: Eukaryota; Viridiplantae; Streptophyta; Magnoliopsida; Arecales; Arecaceae. Gene Ontology annotation, biological process: translation. Gene Ontology annotation, cellular component: ribosome.